Messenger RNA from Dermatophagoides pteronyssinus (European house dust mite), 452 nucleotides. RefSeq lists its product as uncharacterized. The record is from RefSeq and is a predicted model, not a curated record. Gene Ontology annotation, biological process: G protein-coupled receptor signaling pathway. Gene Ontology annotation, molecular function: G protein-coupled receptor activity. Lineage: Eukaryota; Metazoa; Arthropoda; Arachnida; Sarcoptiformes; Pyroglyphidae. Gene Ontology annotation, cellular component: membrane.
AACAUUAUUUUGGUCAUAAUGAUGAUGAUGAUUUAUCCGAUGAUCUAAAUCUUCAUAUUUAUCAUAUAUUUAAUAUAUUAUUAAUAUUUUUUUAUUCAUUAUUGGCUAUAAUUUCAUUAAUUGGUAAUGGACUUGUUUGUCGUGUACUAUUAAAACCUAAACAAUCAUCAUAUACAUUACCGAUUACAUCAUCAAAUGGUACGGGUACAUCAAAAUUAUUGAUAAUUAAUCUAGCAAUUUCCGAUCUAUUACUUACAACAUUCAAUAUACCAAUGAAUAUUGUACGUUUUGUUAGCCGUGAUUGGCCAUUUGGUUCAUUAAUCUGUACAAUGAUGCCUUUUAUACAAUCAGUUUCGGCUUAUUGUUCAGCAUGGACAAUGAUGAUUAUUGCAUUUGAACGUUAUCGAAAGUAAGUGUUUGUAUAAAAAAAAAUUGAUUUAUUCAAAAAAAAC